AUGCAAAACGCGCCCGCCCAGGGCAUGGACCCACCCGACAGCAGCCCACCUGGAGCCCCCGUCGGCCCCGCGCGGCUGCCCAGAGCCCCCGCAGGCCCUCACGGCUGUCUGGGCCCCCAGGCCCACCCAGAGCCGCCGUCAGUUCCUUCACGGCUGCCCCUGGCCCCGCAGGCCCACCCAGAACCCCACCCGGAGCCCCUCACGGCGGCCCCGGGGCCUCCAGGCCCACCCGGAGCCCCUCACGGCUGCCCGGGCCUCCCAGGCCCACCCGCAGCCCAGCGUCGGCCCUCCACGGCUGCCCGGGCGCCCCCCCCCGCUUCCGGCCCCCCAGGGGCCCCCCGUCAGCCCCUCACGGCUGCUCGGGCCCCCCGGAGCCCCAAGUCGGCCCCUCGGGCCCCCCGGCGCCUGCCGCGCUGCUCCGCCAAGAGAGGAGGCCUGCAGGCCUCGAGGCGGCCCCACGCCCGGGCGCCCGCCCCGACCCCCGGCCCGGCCCGCGGCGGCUCUCACCGGCUCCCGGCUGCACGGCUCCGCGGGGCUCAGCGGCGGCGCGCGGGCGAGGCCAUGCAGCCCCAGCCCGUCCCCCGGCCCGAGCGGGAAGGCGGCGGCGGCGGCGGCGGGCUCCGAGCGCCGGCGAAGCGGCGAGGCCGGCGGGAGGCGAGCCCGCCCCUCGGGCGCGGCCAGGCUCGGGCGGCGCCGCGGCGGCGCGGGCGCUCACUGAGGGGACGUCGGGCCGCGCGCUCGGCGGCGGCGCCUCCCCGCCUGGGGCCCUCGCUCCAUCGCGCUCCGGCUCGGCGGCCUCUGGCUCCCGGACCCGGCGGCGGCUGCGGCGGGCGCCGGCCGCAUGAGACGCCGCCGCCCAUUGGCCCGCCGUAUCCGCCUCCGCCAUUGGCCCGCUGCGGCCGGGCACAGGACUGCGCACGUCACGGCGUCGGGGAGGAAGUGCGCCGGCGGGCGUGA
Felis catus (domestic cat) is the source of this 957-nucleotide messenger RNA. RefSeq names its product basic salivary proline-rich protein 2-like. Bases 1 to 957 code for a protein of 318 amino acids. The record is from RefSeq and is a predicted model, not a curated record. The transcript has 2 exons. NCBI's taxonomy places the organism in Eukaryota, Metazoa, Chordata, Mammalia, Carnivora, Felidae.